Molecule: messenger RNA, 987 nt
Organism: Candidozyma auris
Lineage: Eukaryota; Fungi; Ascomycota; Pichiomycetes; Serinales; Metschnikowiaceae
Product: diacylglycerol kinase
Exons: 1
Coding region: 1-987 (328 amino acids)
Biological process (GO): phosphatidic acid biosynthetic process
Cellular component (GO): endoplasmic reticulum membrane
Molecular function (GO): ATP-dependent diacylglycerol kinase activity
Source: RefSeq, a predicted model, not a curated record
AUGUCAGCGCCAGUGACACCACAACCGCAGAAAACUACUGCUGUGGGCUCGGGAAUUGGAUACCCACAGCUUGCUUCCAUCAGGAAAAGACUCAUCAACGCCUCCUUUGACAGCUACAAUGAGGAAGACGAUCCAACGUUUAUCGCCGAUGAGAAUACUGAAGUGAGCGAUUCAGAGGACCUGGUGUCUGUGAUCAGCACAGAUAUACUGUUGAGUGAUGCUACAGACGAAUCUGUAGCUACAAAGCGAGGCGAUUUGACGGAGAAGGGCGUUAGUGUUGGUCAAAGUGAACCGGAACCCGAGACCUGGAAACAAUGGAUGAUCAGACACGAAAUCCCCAGAAAGGCUCUACACUCAUCGAUUGGUCCCUUCGCAUUGUACUUAUACGUGCUUGGGUGCACCAUGAACCAAAUCUUGUAUCCAUUACUGGCGUUGACGUUGGUUCUCUUUCUUAAUGACUUUAUCAGGCUUCGUUAUCCAGGAUACAACGCGGUUGCAACCAGAUUGUUUGGUGUGAUUCUGAGGCAGUCGGAGAUACACGGCUACAAUGGAACGCUAUUCUAUGCGUUGGGCGUUUUGAUGGUGUUCACGUCAGCACCCAAGGAUAUUGCAGUGAUGAGCGUAUUACUCUUGAGCUGGGCAGACACCGCGGCGCUGACGGUUGGCAGACUUUGGGGCAAGUACACGCCGCAAGUGAUGCCAGGAAAGUCGUUGGCAGGAUGCAUUGCCAGUUUCCUUACUGGAGUUGUCCUGUGCUACUUAUUCUACGGAUACUUUUGCAACGUGUACAGCUACGUGAACAAACCUGGCGACAUAUUCUGGACCCCUGACUCGAGCUUGAUGAACUUGCACGUAUACGCCGUUGCCACUGGAGUGGCCGCAUCUGUGUCGGAGGCGGCAGAUAUUGGCGGCAUCGACGAUAAUCUCAUCAUCCCCGUUUUGAGCGCUAUUCUCCUUUAUGGGUUGGUAUACGCCACAAAGGUGUAA